AUGCCAAUGCGGCCAAAUACUUUAGCAAGUCGGAGGACCCGAUCUUCGAUUGCAAAACAUAGCGGUCUCGAUAGAUUCAUAUCCCAUGGGCUACUGCGAUGGGGACUUUCUGAGCGGCGGCGUCCCAAUACUUGUGCGCGAUGUGUCUCGCCGCUCCGCCAUGUGUCUCUACCGAAUCCAAGCUCCUCCUACACCCCGCUGGUGACCUCUCAAUCAAAGCGCACAUUUUCCAACACUACUCGCAAAGAAGGCAUAUGGGAUGACGACGACGAAGUCCCAGAGCCAAAACCCGUACAACGAACCCCAGGCCAGCCGGGAUUUGUGCGCCCUUCUCAACAUCGAGACUUGGCCAGCUUGGUUCGAUCGAGGGUUGAAGGGAAAAAUCGAAUCUCUGAACGCCUGCACAUCGAGAAGCAGUUCAAUUCGCUACCUUCAUAUCAGGGACUUGUUGAGAAUUUUGUCCAAUUGAAGUACAAACACCUUGAUGAUCUCGUUGUUGAAUCCAACACAGUUACUCAAGAAUGCAUCAAGGUCACUCAAAGAUGUGUAACUGAAUGGGAAAACCGAUCAAACUUCAUCAGGGCGCAAAUUAACCUCAUCAGGGCGCAAAGUAUAGCUAUUGUGUCAGACGCCACGGAUUCAGUUCUACAAGCAGAGAAAAUCACCAAAGAGUAUAUCGCUGAAGUGAGACAUCUUUCGUCUUCCAUACUGGGCCGAAUCCAGACUGCUGUCACGAAAGCAAAGAAAACUGGUCAAAUGAUUGAUCAUGAAUACUGCUGUAUUGCCUUUUCUGGGACUCCGGAAUUGGCAAGAGGGGUGCAAAUAUCCGCCCAGAACAUCCGUGGUUGGAGGAAUUCUCUCCGUGCGACUCAAAUAACGCUCCUGGAAUCUCAGAUCAACACUUCUAAGCUAUUAAUCCGUCAAUUGAGAGACACUCUCGACAAUGAUUACCUAAAACCCCGGGUUAUCGCAAGAAGUCGAAUUGAUCGAGUUCUUCAUCAAACCGUACUGAUUGAGAAUGACUACAUCGAGUUGCGACUGAAAGCCACCAAUGCCAGAUCUUUCGCCGUCAGGAACCUUUGCUUGAAGCUUCGAGACAACACGAACCUUCGUCCAGUCGAUAGAUGGGUGUUUGGCCAGUACAAAGAACUCAUUGAGCGUGGUGAUCGCCAGAUUCGCGCAUGUGCCCAUAAGCACCGUUCAGCCUGGCUCAGAAGGCAAAUGGCUUUCCACCCACUUCGACAAAGUGAACUAUGGAAUAUGGGCGAUUUCAUGGUGGCAGUUUCGUCAGCUCGUCCUAGUAUAUUAACUGACAGGAGUAUCCUACUUGGGCUUAUGCAAAGUGCGCCAGAGGACUCACCGGCGAGUCAGUACUUGCACGACAAUCAACUCCUGCUAUCCAACAAGAUCUAUACCCAAUACAAGCGUCUUUGGAUGCCAAAACCGGCACGCAGCCCUGAGCUACAUAUCUAUUGGCGACAGUUGGAUGUAAUAGCGCCACUGCACCUGACCAAUAUUGCCACAUGGCGGCUUCAUAAUGAAGUUUGGUACCUUCACCACAGCCUCAAAGGUGAUCUUGGAGCAUUGUGGGCUUGGGUUCCUGAGGAGACUCGUCGGCACACUGUUUCCAAUGUGGCCGACUGGUGCAUAAAAUUCCAGGAACAUCGCAGCGAUCUUCGAAAAACGGUUGCUAGUUACAUCCAUUUAAACUGGCUGCGUCUUCGGUCGGAAACCUUGCUACACUCAAUGGAAGAACCUGCCUAUCUUGCUGGAAAGUUUGAAGUCCUCAAUCCAAUGAGCCAGGAUAUCCACCGCUUCAAGCAAUGGACCGAUCGCAUGGGCCAGCUGAUUUCUGACGCCCAUAUUAUCUCAAUCGCAACCCACUUGCCGCAAGAUGAGUGGGAAUCCAUCCAGAGAAAUAUUGGGGGCUCGAUUUUACGUGAUGCUUCCGCUAACCCCCAGUUUUUAGAACUGGGUUCUUCGGCGACCAAGCCCAGGCGUAAGAAGGGACGAGGGGAAUCCAGACAUCCGAAAUUUUCUCACAGCCGUCUCGAGAGAUAUAUCAAAGGGCAACUGCCGGGCCAUCCCGAGUCCCCACCCACCAGUCAAGAUAAUCAGUGGCCCGGUCAGGCUGUGAAAUCCUCGAGGGUUGUCUUGAUGCAACCACUAAGGAGGGUGAGGAGGGGAGUCAGACAACAGCAAACAGCCGACUUGGCUGCUAACCAAGGAAGUCAAGAUGAGAGUCACCUUGGACACAAACUCAAUCCUUCAACAAUAGAACCCGAGGACCACACAACAGAGGGCAAGCUUGUAUCCAAACCACCCCCAGUCUCUACGCCUAAAUUCAAGCGGUUCCUCGUUUAUACGCCUGCUAGCCAGACAACCCAAGAAGGGAGCCAGGCUCUUCCCAAGCCACCGCCCAUGGUCUCGAAGAGCAAGGAAGUGAGCGUCAGCACGGAGCCACAUGUUGAUGACAUCCGUCCACCAAUUCCCAGAGAAAUCAGUAAUGGAUACCCAGGCACAUGGACACACAACGGACUACGACCGGCCCUUAUGCUACCAAGGAAACCAUUCGCUAAACCAAAAUCGGACAAGGGGAGAAAGUAUAGCACGGAUGCAAUUUCUUACCAAACUAAAUUUCGACAAAGCGGUGUUGUCAGCGAUGAUUCCUUGUCUGAACGGCCGCUUGAAAAUGUCAUGUCCUCGGUCCCAGAUACCGUGGCCAGAGAUGGGCCAAGAUCUAUUGAAGAAGAGGAUUCCGCAGUUGAACCAAUCCCAUCAUCAGAUAUUGAUUCCAGUGCCAACAACCUUACAACCUCCCAGUUUUGGAGCCAUAGUUCACAGCAAAGCCCCGAUGGCCGAAAACUCAUCGUGCAUUACUGCCGGACUCUUCAAAGCACCGAAGAAGCUGUCCAACACUUCCUCGGGAGCAAAGUCAUUGGAUUUGACAUGGAAUGGAAGGCUCAAGCAUCCGGCUGGGACAGCAUUCAGAGCAAUGUCUCGGUGAUUCAAAUCGCAAACGAGGAGCGUAUCGCCAUCUUCCAGGUUGCACUCUUCAAGCCUGCACGUUCUUUGGACGACUUGGUUUCCCCGUCAUUGAAACGCCUCGUUGAAUCCCCCGACGUCAUCAAAGUGGGUGUUUCAAUCAAGGCAGACUGCACACGGCUACGCAAGUAUCUCGGUAUCGAUGCUAGAGCCACCUUCGAGCUCAGCCAUUUGUACAAAUUGAUCAAGUACGGUAAAGACAAUCCCAAAUUGGUGAACAAGAGGGGCGUCAAUCUCAGCGAGCAAAUAAACGAGCAUUUCGGUCUCCCUCUCGAGAAAAGUGAUGAUGUCCGCUGCGGCGAUUGGACUCGGGCUUUGAAUUAUCGUCAGGUCCAAUAUGCUGCUACCGAUCCGUAUGCUUGCGUCCGUCUGUUCCAUACCAUGGAGGCGAAAAGACUAGCCAUGAACCCAGUUCCGCCUCGUCCUGCAUACGCUGAACUCAACCAGCCCAUAGUUCUUCCACUUGGACAAGCAGUCAAUAGCGAAGAGGACCCAUUGAUCUGA
Messenger RNA from Penicillium concentricum, 3549 nucleotides. RefSeq names its product 3'-5' exonuclease. Gene Ontology annotation, molecular function: 3'-5' exonuclease activity; nucleic acid binding. The coding region runs from base 1 to 3549 and encodes 1182 amino acids. Gene Ontology annotation, biological process: nucleobase-containing compound metabolic process. The record is from RefSeq and is a predicted model, not a curated record. Gene Ontology annotation, cellular component: cytoplasm; nucleus. The transcript has 3 exons. NCBI's taxonomy places the organism in Eukaryota, Fungi, Ascomycota, Eurotiomycetes, Eurotiales, Aspergillaceae.